This is a messenger RNA of Ixodes scapularis (black-legged tick), 6371 nucleotides long. Its product is annotated as putative N-acetylated-alpha-linked acidic dipeptidase. Lineage: Eukaryota; Metazoa; Arthropoda; Arachnida; Ixodida; Ixodidae. Gene Ontology annotation, molecular function: carboxypeptidase activity. The coding region runs from base 297 to 2771 and encodes 824 amino acids. The transcript has 17 exons. The record is from RefSeq and is a predicted model, not a curated record.
AGCACUCCGAAAACGGAUAAACUUGAUCGGCUUGUCAUGCACAAAGUAUGCGAACUUGUCAAGUUUGGGAGGUCCCACGUUCCAGUGUCGGGCCGAUUCCGCCGCGUUCGCGUCUAACCGGCCAAGUCGAAGCUCGCUAACCCCGAAGGCACGCUCGUCGCACCUCAGUUCCCCGUAAACCCGUUCAGCUCCGUACAAACCGGAGCGAGCGUCUCGUUUUUCGCACCGUCCCGCCAAGCGCGCCGGUUGUUGUCCUACGAGCACGGACCGCGCCCGAUCGGCCGCGACUAGAGACCAUGAGUGCCCAAUACCGGCCGUACCGCGACGACGACAACGGCACGGACAGCGAGCCGAUGACCUGGGCUGACCAGGAGCCCGGAUCGGUGCAGAUCUACGAGAAAACGACCGAGGACAUCCGCGUGGUGUCCCACCGAAACCUGGUCAUCGGAGGCGUCGGCAUCGCGUUGCUCGGUCUGUUGGCCGGACUGCUGGCGGGCUACUUCGCCCACACGCAGCACUCCGGCUGCGUUCGUGGUAAAUCCGUGGCCAUCCACGCAGUCUUCGACGCGGACCCGACGAUCCGCGAUCGCCUGCUUCAGAUGGUCAGCGCUCAAAGGAUCAAUGACACCGUGCGGACCCUGCUGUCCCCGGAUGCCCAGACGGACGACCAGCUAGUCGAGUUGCUGCGUACCACCUGGAGCCGACACGGCCUGGAGUCUGUCGAGCGCGACUCGUACGACGUGCUGCUCUCCUUCCCCGACGCUGUGCGCCCAAACAGGCUCGAGAUCCGCGACGGCGCCACCCGGGAGAUGGUGUCCAGCUUUGACCUGUUCAGCGCUGAGCACAAACCCUACGUGGCCUACGCUCCGGCCGGCUCGAUCGAGGGCCCAGUGGUGUACGCCAGCCACCUGGGCCACCGGGAGGUGGACGCGCUGCACGAACUCAACGUCACCCUGGAAGGCAGCGUGCUGCUGGCACGGCUGGGGCUCUAUCCUCCCGCCUACCAGAUUGGCUUGGCGCAGCUGGUGGGUGCCAAGGCACUGCUGCUAUACCCUGAUCCAGCAGAGUUCCACCCGACGUUGGCGCAGAACACCGUGGCGUCGUCACCCUGGUGGCUUCCCAACGACGGCACUCCGUCCCUCUCGGCCCUGGCCAACAUUUUGGGAGACCCCCAGACGCCGGGGUACCCCGCCACGAGCAGUGCUCAUCGACUGCCAGAAGACCAGCUGGCAUUGCCGCAGAUCCCGGUGCAAACGAUCAGCGCCAGCGUGGCUCGUCUGAUACUCGAGAAGCUGGGCGGGGUCCCCGUGGAGAAGAGCAUGCCCGGCAGCUUCCCUGGCCUGGACUACCGGGUGGGUGGGGGCUCCCACGUGGCAGACCUCCAGGUGCACAACCGGCUGCAGAACCACACCGUCCACAACCUGGUCGGGUACAUCCGGGGAAAGGUGGAGCCAGAUCGCUACGUGCUGGUCGGCAGUGCCCGUGACUCCUGGGGCCAGUCGGAGCUGGGCGGGACGGCCGUGCUCCUCGAGCUCACCGCUGUCUUCGGGCAGCUCCUCAAAGAAGGGUGGCGCCCUCGACGUUCCAUCCUGUUCUGCAGCUGGGGAGCGGGGGAGUUCAAUUCCGUGGGAUCCACAGAGUGGCUCGAGGAGCACAUGAAGCUUCUGCACGGCCGUGCCGUGGCUUACAUCGAUCUGGAGACUCCCGUCAUGGGAGCCAGUGCCCUGAGUGUUUCGGCGUCGCCCCUGCUAUACCACGCCGUCUUCAACGCUACCAAGCAGGUCCCUGAGGGAGCCCGCACGGUGUACGACCAGUGGGCCCGGGUGUUCCCCAUGCGGCGCAACGUGUCGCACCUGCUGUUCCCUCCCAGCGUGGAGCCGGGGGAGGAAGACGUCUUCGAGGAGGAGGACGAGCUGCCCCCGUUCCUCCUUGACCCUGUGCCCAGGGAGCUGCUCGCCUCCUACGUGCACGCCGCCAUGCUGCCCACCCGCCCCGCGGUGCUGCCCAUGGAAAUGAAUGGCGGCUAUGCGGCCUUCUUCACGCGCGCCGGCAUCCCGGUGGUGCAUAUGAGCUACCUCGACGACGUGAUGCGUAAGUUGUCGAGCGUGGCUUUUCCCGUGAAGCACACCCAGUACGACACCUUCCAGCGUCUUCAGGACCACUUCGAUCCGGAGCUCAAGGUGCACGCCAGGGUGGCCCAAGUGGCGGGGGAGCUUGUGCGGGACCUGUCGGACUCGUUGUUCCUGCCCUUCAACCUGCUGGACUAUGCGCAGCUGCUGAGGGACCUCUACUUCAGUCUCCACAUCCACAUGGGCAGCCUGGGGCACGGCCUAGAUCUCAGCAUCUUGGAUAGCGCAGUGCAGAACUUCUCAGCAGCCGCAUUUGCCUUCCACCUGCGGCAGAGCAACCUGGACACUUCGGAUCCCAUGGCAAUACGUAGGGUGAACGACCAACUGCUGCUGCUGGAACGGGCCUUCCUCGACCCCGUGGGGCUGCCCCAAAACCCCUAUAAGAAGCACAUCGUCCUGUCCCCGGCCGAGUCCCCGGCCUACGUGGACGAGAUGUUCCCGGGCAUCACGGACGAGUUCAUGCGCUUCCUCGACCAGCUGGGGGCGCCGGAAGACCUGCGCCCGCACGCCGCCACCCUGCACAAGCACUACCACCUGCUCGUGCAGACCCUCGUGCAGGCCGCCGACUCCCUGGCAGAGGUGGUGCCUCCGCAGGCCACGCCCUCCCAUGCCACACCCACUUCGGCCACGCCCACUUCCUGAGGGCGGCGCCCCUUCCCGUAGCUCGCUCCCCGUGAGCCUCGCCGGCCGAGGUUCUCUUGCUAGGAGACGGGAGGACGGUGUCUCGGUCGCGUCCCUCCGGGUCACUGCUAACUGCCACGCGGAACCCAGUUUGUUGUGCGAAAGGGCCUUCUCGACCUCGGUGCCGGCCCGGUGGCUGGGGAUCCCGAAAACACCCGCCGUCGUCCACCUUUCCCGGUGUCUCUUCUGGGCGUCGAGGAUGGGCUGGGAUCAAACUUCGGGUGGCCAGAUGCUCAAGCCCACCGACGAAACUUUGCUGCAAGUGCACGUAGCUGGAACAUUCUCCGUUUGCUUCGUCUGUGCCCAUCCCCCCGGUUUCUCACUCUUGCGUCCCCUCGGUGUCAGGACGAUGGUACAAGUCGACGGCGGACGUGUCUUCGAGCUCCCGCAACAGUGACGUGCAUUCCUGUCCUUUCCGGUGGCCAGACAUCCACGUCCAAAUAAGCCGUGGUCCCUAACCGUAGGCGCCGACGACAGUGGGGAGGUCUUUCUGUCGUCCCACCUCCUACGGGAAGCCGCCACCUUUUUUUAGUGCCUUGACCGCGCAUGCAUGCUUGGCGACGGAACAAUGUUGUAGGUGGAAAGCUCACGCCAGGGGUGGGGACAUUGAAAGACCCCCCACAUCCUUUCCUUCUGAAAUUGUUGACGACUAUCGUAGACAUGCUCGAUGUAAACAUUGUCAAUACGUUCUGCAGGCAUCACGCAGUAAGGUGGGCUCUGUAAGCCUAGAAUUCUUCAGGGUGCCCGAUGGUACCUUUGGGAGUUAUCGGUGUCCUGUACAACAGACGUAAUAUGUCUGAGGGUUAGUCCCAAAGCCACCCAAUCGUCGUCUGUUCUUAGCACGUGGAUUACCUUGAAAGUUGCUGGUGUUGUAGAAACAUCCUUACUAAAUUGAGGCCUUCAAUAUGAUGCAUAGUGCCCGUAUUUUCCUUGUAGUUCCCUAGUAAGAACUUCCUCGAAGCAUGUGUCUGUACACUCCCUGGAAAUCUCUAAUUAAAGCUUUCCAGGAGCAUAUAUGGACAUAUCUUCCCUAGAACUUCCUUCUAGGGACAUCGAAGGCUAAUUUGAAGUCCUCAUUAUAUCACCUCGAAGGUUGCUUGACUCUUAGAAAGGUCCAUACAAAAUUGAGGCCUUCAUUACAGAACAUGCUUUUGCAUUCCCUAGGAGGAACUCUCUAGGAGCAUAUGUUCCCAUACAUGCCCUAGAAAUCCCUAGUUAAAACUCCCUGGGAGCAGAUAUGUGCAUAUCUUCCCUAGAACUCCCCUCCUGGGUCGUUAAACACCGAAGUGCAUGGUAGUCCCCAUUUUGUGCAUGUGGAUCACUUGAAAGUUGCCCGAGUCGGGAAAACGUCCUCACAAAAUUGAGGCGUUAAACAUGAAACAUGUGCUCAUUACUCUCGUUGGAAGAACUCCCUAGCAGCAUGUCUGCCCACAUCUUCCGUAGAUCUCCCUAAUUAAGACUCCCUAGAAGCAUAUAUGUGCACAUCUUCCCUAGAGCUCCUUCAGAAUGUUAAAGGCCAAUGUACACAGUCCCCUUUCCGUGUUGCAUAAUUAGUUUCUUGAGUUCUUUUCAAGUGACGUUGUUGCCUCAAUAACUUGCCAAUGUUGAUGAGGUGACUGGGGUCAGCCAUGGCCUGCAUUUAUUUAUCGUCUUUGCAAAGGCUUGGGCAGAGUCUUGCUGCAGCUAGCGCUAACACGCAUGCUUUUUGUACCACAUUGCUUUAUAACCACUGUUACCAGGGCUGGGCAGGAAUACUUGGGGACGUAUCUCAAACAAUAGGUGCUCUAAGGCAGCUUUUAAGGGUCUCAAAUGUGAGCACUGCAGCUAUUUAAGACAAUAUGGAUCACACUUUUUUUUGCAUGUCAAAUCUCAUCAGUUUAUGGAUGAGGAAAGGGUUGCAGGCUGGACAAAGCAUCCAACAUAUUUAUUUAGGAUGACCAAUGCUGCACAUUAGCCUUGUAUCUAUUUAACCGUGAAGUGUUUUACAUCAUGGAGAUUGUUGCAGGAUGUUGAUCCAGAAUAGAAGACAAACCAUUGAAGACACGUUUACCUUUUUCGUUUUUGACGGUACAGCAGGUGAUAUUUGCCGCGAGAAAAAGAGUAUUUGUCGCCUAUAGUUAAAAUUGAAUGGGCGAGGCCUCUUUGAAUUCUUUACAGCAAACACUUAUCUUUAUUUCAAGUGAAGCUGAAGGAGAGCAGUCAGUGUCAGGGUGGAUUGACUCUGUUUUAUUGGAUCAAAUAUUUGUGAUCCUGGCUUUGACUUGCAGGUGUAGCCUACUUUAAAACGCACACAGAAAGUGUACUCAUUUUUCUCUCAUGUACACUGGUGCUUGUAAAUAAAUGCAUCCGAUAGCAUUAUGAAUGUAAAGUGAAACUUGUUCAUGAAAACCUCAUUGUGUGGGGGGCCUUCAGCACUGAGUUUUUGUACAAUGUGUACAAUGAAACCAGAAGCCCACAAAGUGAUAUUUAAAGCUGACAUGUAGCUUCGGAAGUUUCAAGUCUGUCAAAUUUAUAGACUCAACAAGUUGGAUAUUUUAUUAGUAUCAAACCUUUUGAAACAUCUUUGUUUCAUGUUUGAUACUUGUUUUUUAUUAGUUUUUCUUUAAAGGAAACGUGACAUUUUUAGAUGCUCAGCAGUGUUGCCUGAGAGAGAGAGAGAGGUUAUUUCCUGAAUGCACUUGGCUUGAAUGAAAUGUUACGAAAUACUUCUAGAAAAGAUUGUCAUACAAUGUAAGGAGCUUAUAUGAAAGAGCCUUCUUGUAGGGCUACUGGUAAUUUCUCGAACGGAUGCCUGUAUCCCUGUAGACAUCUGUACCAGAGACACAGGUACCUUUAUUACUUUGUGCAAAUUCACACCAUUUUUGCACCAUUUACAGAUUUUUAAAUGGCAACAGAGAUGAAGGAUUUAGUCCCACACUCUCCUCGUGAAUAUGAGAAGGAUGCUUAAAGCAGGGUACCCAAACACACACAGAUGCAUGCACUUAGAAGAAACAUGAUCAGCCUUUUUAGUGGGUGUAGUUGGCCUGCAGUCAGGCUUGAAUAAGGACCUUAGGUAGUAGUACCAUUGCAUUAUUUUUGUGUCGCAUUACUGCCCAGCCCUGCCCUCUCGCAUAAGUGUUGCACACUUCUCAGUGGUGGGUACCAACACCCUUUCGGUAGCUCUGUCGCUUGGCUUCAGAGAUGUGUCUCCUGGCGCCACCUGUCACCCCCGGUGUUCUCUUCCCGCGUUCCGUCCGGAGUCUCCCACAGGGUGGGGCUCCAGCAUUCCAAGCACACAUUCCAGGGCCAUCGCCGUAGCCAUAUUGACCCAAGCUCUGUGUGAUGGCCUCCCAGAGUGCAGCUAUUUUUAGGGUACAAGUGGGCAUCUAGUGUGUCCUUUGCACGGUUACAAAAAAGAAAGAAAGUGCCUGAGUGUAUUUUGCUGAGAACAGCUUAACCUUCCCGGUUUUUGUUGAAUGUUGGCCAUCGUCGCAUAGUUGCUGGUCCGGUACGCCAGCAGGAUUCCCACCCUGUUGUAUGCCUCAUUUGUCCACUCAUUAAACUAUUGUAAUGAAACUUGAA